AUGGCCAUCGACACAGUCCCCCGCGGCGACGUCCGCGCAACCCUCAACUUCUUCGCCGCGCCGUCGGACAAUUCCAUUCCCUAUAACGUCAUCAACCCCGAAGGACCCCCCGAAAGGAACUACGGCGACAGCCCCACCGAGACGCUCCUGCACGACAUCCGCGGCCGCGAGUCAGACUUCAACCUCGACCACGACGCCUUCGCCGUGAUCCGCAACUUGCCGCCCUCUUCCGAGAAAGAGUUCGUCGACGACGAAUCCGUCAAGAAGAACUACUACCCAGAGCUUGAGAAGCUCCUUCUGGAACACGUUCCCGGCAGCAACCGGGUCAUAUUCUUUGACCACACCAUCCGCCGCGCCGACCCGAAAGCCCUCCGGAACCCCGUCACCCGCGUGCACAUUGACCAGACGCCCGUCUCCGUGAUCCAGCGCAUCAAGAAGCACCUGCCCGAGGAGUCGGACAAGCUCCUCGCGGGUCGCUAUCGGAUCAUCAAUGUCUGGCGGCCGCUGAACAAGAACCCCGUCGAGUCGUUUCCGCUGGGUUUCGCCUCGUCCUCGACGCUAGCCGACGAGGACAUUGUCCCCAUCGAGCAUCGGUAUACUACAGGUUACACCGGCCAGACGGCGGGCAUCAAAUUCAACCCGGAGCAGAAGUGGUAUUACCUGAGCGGGAUGACGGGAGACGAGCGGUUGCUGCUCGAGUGCUUCGACAGCGAGGGUCUACGCGACGGCACGGGGGUUGCGGGUGGACGGCUGGCGCAUACUGCGUUCGAAGACCCGAGGACCAGAGCUGAUGCCGAGGGUCGUGAAAGCAUCGAGGUGCGCGCACUGGUCUUUGGCCCAUGA
Colletotrichum spaethianum is the source of this 843-nucleotide messenger RNA. Its product is annotated as aspirochlorine biosynthesis protein N. Lineage: Eukaryota; Fungi; Ascomycota; Sordariomycetes; Glomerellales; Glomerellaceae. Gene Ontology annotation, molecular function: oxidoreductase activity. The transcript has a single exon. The coding region runs from base 1 to 843 and encodes 280 amino acids. The record is from RefSeq and is a predicted model, not a curated record.